Phanerochaete carnosa HHB-10118-sp is the source of this 1911-nucleotide messenger RNA. RefSeq lists its product as uncharacterized. Lineage: Eukaryota; Fungi; Basidiomycota; Agaricomycetes; Polyporales; Phanerochaetaceae. Gene Ontology annotation, molecular function: double-stranded DNA binding. Bases 44 to 1900 code for a protein of 618 amino acids. The transcript is spliced from 8 exons. Gene Ontology annotation, cellular component: chromatin; SMC loading complex. The record is from RefSeq and is a predicted model, not a curated record. Gene Ontology annotation, biological process: mitotic sister chromatid cohesion; maintenance of mitotic sister chromatid cohesion.
CCGCCACCCCAUCUCAGCCUGUUUCUGCUCACUGUUUACAACCAUGAACGACGACAUAAACCCACGUCCACAAAAGCGAGCCAGGCUAGACUCGUCACCAGAGAUGCCUUCGAGCCUGCUAUCCUCGUUGUCACUCGAGCCUACGUCCCCUAGCAAACCGCAAGAACCCCAUCUUAAACCUCUACCGCAAGCCAUCCUGCUCGUCUCGUUGCCUGCCCUACUCGCACACCCACCCACCCACAAAUUUUACAUACCAUCGAUAUGUCUCUCACUUAGUGCACUGCGCAAAUGUGUCACCAUUCCCGCAUUGUCUCCUGAAAUUGAGUGUCGAGCAUGGACUGGGCUUGCUGAAAUUGGAAUGAGGGUUAUUGCUGGUGGUUUGCAUGAGAACGAAGAAUUUCCGUGGGCGCAGGGCAUCGAGUCUGAGGUGGACAAGGCACUAAGUAAAGCUUCGGUCGUGUCACAGAAGCAUCCAUCUCUCCGCGCUUACAAGCACCAUAUUGCUUUGCUUCAAGUACAGCUCUCUCACUGGCAACACAAGAUUAAAUAUGCCCGUACACAGAUCCGUAAUUUGCUCUCAUCUUUCCAGCACACAGACCCACCGCAUACCGUCUACGCCGCAUACCUUGCCGCUAUCUCCAUCUUCACUACACCAAAGCCUGCACCAGUGCCGCCGGCAUUUUCGUCACAGGCAUCCCAUGCUGCCAAAUAUCAAACAACACCUCCGUCACCUGCAUACAGCCAGAAUCCGCAAGACGUCCAUGCGGCGCUUGCGUCUGUGUCAAACAUGGAGACACUUUCGCUCAGCCAGAAGCAUAUACGGGUAACUCUCCUAUCGCACGUGCUCCGCUUGCGCAUCCUUGUCGCGACGAGCAUGUGGGGGGAGGUCGCGGAGACGUUACAGCGCGUUGAGGCAGCGCUGGGGCUCUCCUACGAGCCCGCAACGACCCCGAAGCCCCGCCGUCCCGAUGACCCGCUUUCAACGGGACAGCCACGAAGGCAGCCCGACGCCCCUCCGGCGGAAGAGUUCAUAUUUUUUGACGACCCAUUCGAGGCCGCUAUGGCAGUGCAUGCGCUUAUGAUGUCCGUCGUGUAUUUCACGCAUAUAGGCAGUGCGGCGGACGCGAGUCCAAGGCUGUCGCAUCUUCACGCACUCCUCGACUCUGGUGUGCUCGACAAGUUCGCGGAGGGUACUGUCGAGGUAAAGCUAUCGGCGGGCCCGCCGCUCGUCCUCCAGAUCACGCACCCCCGCAUUCUCUUCCUGCUCGCGUUCCUCGUGAGUAGCGUCGCGAAGCGGGACCCUGUCGGCCGUAAGCCAAAGCGCAAGGUGUUCGCUGUCGAGGGUCUGGCCUCGUGGGAGAAGGAGCUGGACAUCGAGCUUCAGUUGUCACCGUGGGCAAAUCUUGGUGAUAUUGAAGAGGUGGAACAAAGGCUUGCGCGCAUCAAGGCCGAUCUGCUCUGUGAGCUUAUAGCGGUGUCAAUCAUGCGUAGCGAGUGGGAUGUAGCAGAACAAAACCUCGCACAGCUUAUAGCCCAUACCCGGACGUACAAUAUUUUCCCCUAUUUCGCAGCCCGCAUAAGUUUGCACCAUGCCCACUUAGCGCACGCAAUCGGCCAAACGUCACGAGCGAUGGAGUGCUAUCGUGUUGCCGCUGCGCUCGCUGAGGAUGGCAGCUUUGUACAGACGACCGCACAGGCGAGCGGGAUAGUUUUGAGGGUAGGCGUGCGUGCUCAGAGCGUAAGGCUCGGCAAGAGAAAAGAAAGCGUGGACGUAGAAGAAGUGAGCGCGACGGAGGCGAUGCAAGUGACGAAGGCAUGUCGGAAUCUAGGGGGUACGCUUGGAGCUGUCGGUCAGGUCAUUGAGGCCCUGCUCUCGAACGAGAUCCUUAAAACGAAGUAAGUGGGACCUUG